CGAGCUCCUUCUGAGUUGGCUGUUAUUGUUUACGGUCACACUCAUAGGAAGUAGGUCAUGGAAAAACGAAAUGAGACGAGGCGAUUCACUUAUUCAGUUGUAGUGUCUUAACCAUCUAGUAUUACGCUAAGUCAAGGAGCAUAAUCUCGUUUGUGUUGCCGGUUUUAUGUGAUGCAACUAGUCAACAACAUACAGCAUUUAGUCUAAUGCUGUUCUUCAAACCUCUGGACUUAAACGUGAUUCAGUGCCAAGCUAUUCUACUUGUGAGACUCUGUUGCUGCCAUGUCGAGGCGAAGCAGGAACAGCCGUGCAUGGCGAUAUGUUUGGGGUGGGAUACGCCGGGAUGCUGAUGCUCGGGCUCUUGUGUUGGCCUCUGAAACUGAGGAAUGGAGCUAUGACCGCCUAGAGUACAGUGAUUCAGACUCAGAAGCAGACUUUUCAACAGUGAUGAUUCCUCCAGUCCCCAGUGCAGUGCCUGUUACAGGAGAAUCCUACUGUGGUUGUGAUUCCCAGGCAGAAACCAACUACAACCCUCGUCUUCGAGGUUUUCACCAAAUUAAAGAUUGCCGCUGUGGAGAAGAUGACCAAGAGUUUGACUGGGUUUGGGAUGCCAGCAGCCGAUCAACAGCAACAUUACUGAGCUGCGACAAUCGCAAAGUGAACUUCCACUCAGAGUAUAGCUGUGGUACAGCAGCGAUCCGUGGCUCUAAAGAGCUGGCUGAAGGCCAGCACUUCUGGGAAAUAAAGAUGACAUCUCCAGUGUAUGGAACAGACAUGAUGGUUGGUAUUGGAACGUCUGAUGUCAACUUAGACAAAUACAGGCAUACGUUCUGUAGCCUGCUGGGAAAAGAUGCAGACAGUUGGGGUCUUUCUUACACAGGCUUGUUGCACCAUAAAGGUGACAAGAUGAACUUCUCCUCCCGGUUUGGACAAGGAUCUAUCAUUGGAGUUCAUUUGGACACGUGGCACGGCACACUGACUUUCUUCAAAAAUCGAAAGUGUAUAGGUGUUGCAGCCACAGAGCUACACAAUAAGAGGUUAUAUCCAAUGGCCUGCUCCACAGCAGCCAAGAGCAGCAUGAAGGUGAUCAGAUCGUGCUCUGUGCCCACUUCACUGCUGUACCUUUGCUGUGCCCGUCUUCGCCAGCUGGUACCAGACUGUAUAGAUACCCUGGAUGUGUUGCCUCUGCCUCCAGGCCUGCGUCAGCUGCUCCACAACAAACUGGGUUGGGUGCUUAGUCUAAAUGGUGGCACCACAGGAGAAACCUCAGAUGGACCUGAGCAGUCCUCACAUUUGCCUGGCCCCUCUUUGGCUGGACCAUCCCUUUCUGAGAGUGACUCUGAGGGUUGUACGUCCGAUCCUGAAGCCUAUCAGAGGAAAAGAUGCCGCUGGACGUGACUGGACAGCUUGAAUCCUACCUCCUCUUAAACACUGGCAGACAUUACUGUUCUGAGGCAUCCGGUCUGAUGUUACCUUCCUGCCUCAAGCUGUUUUCAACUUCAGUGUUAUUCAGUAGUAAAGAAAAUAACUACAAUUGAUAGAGCAGAGGGAGCGGUACAUCGCUGGAAAACUGUGUUUCUGCCUGCACAUUAUUUACUGUGAUCUUUAUUCAUGCCAUUCAGACAUCUUCAUGUUAUCAUGUUUUCAGUAUCCAGACCAGUCCGGUAAUAAGUGCAAAUAUAUGAUGUAUUUUAAUAACUAGUUUGUUGCCAUUUGUGUAUGAGGAUUAGUGACGUGCAGGAAUGUUAUGUACAGUGUAACACUGACGUCAAGUACGGCCAAAUUUUGAUGGUCAUGGUAUAUUUACAAAUGGGGCUUUUGAGAAAAGCUGAUAUUUUCUGUGUCUUGUAUGCAAACAAUGUGUCUUUCUGAACCUAAAUAUUACCAGUGUGUCACCAAAGUAGUCGGUUACCUGUUUCACUGGCAUCUACUUAUUUUUAUUAGGUUGUCAAAGCGAGAAUCGGUGGAUAUUCUUAUUAAAGACAAACCUGAAUGCACUUUGCAGAUUUUAGUCCUCUAAAAACUAAAAUUUUUAUUUUUUGUCUGUUACGGAAUAUUAAUAAUCUGUAAGCUACACCUCUGAUUGCUUAAAUGAGUCAUUAUUUUUAUUUCUAACGUUUUUUCUGAUGGCAACAUCCAUCUAUAUAGAUUAAUUAAUUCUGGUCAUCAGAACAGCUCGUCAUUCAGACGUUCUUUGGAUAACUUUGUUCUCACACCUUUUUUUGGUUUUGUUUUAUUUUAUAGCAUUUUAAAAAGUGAUUUUCUAUGCUAAUAGUUUUAUUGUUUCACUUUUUGUACUGAUCUGUUUAUGCAACAAUAUUUUUUGUGUAUGUUUUCUUAAAUCCUUGUUCUAUCUGUUGUUAAUCAGCAAGAUUUAACUCUAAUCUCAAUCCUUUGCAGUGGAGUCCAUAAGCAGAAAGUAACAACAUAAAUGUCUGUAUAAACUUGUCUAACUUACUGCGGUCUGAUUCGCUCCCCGUGUUCAGUGUCUGUUCCCAGUAUAUUCCUUUUAAUAAUCAUGUCAAAAUAUGGCUGUAGAUUUGCAAAAAAAAAGUUUGUGAAACCUUCUGUAUUUACAGGAUUUAUUAAUCUAAAACUCACAAAAUGUGGUCUGAAUUAAUCCAAGUCAUAUUUCUCUCUAAUAUUCUAAUAAAUUAAUGAAUCUCU
Messenger RNA from Melanotaenia boesemani (Boeseman's rainbowfish), 2667 nucleotides. RefSeq names its product splA/ryanodine receptor domain and SOCS box containing 3a (gene spsb3a). The transcript has 7 exons. The record is from RefSeq and is a predicted model, not a curated record. Gene Ontology annotation, molecular function: protein binding. Lineage: Eukaryota; Metazoa; Chordata; Actinopteri; Atheriniformes; Melanotaeniidae. Gene Ontology annotation, cellular component: SCF ubiquitin ligase complex. Bases 283 to 1398 code for a protein of 371 amino acids. Gene Ontology annotation, biological process: proteasome-mediated ubiquitin-dependent protein catabolic process.